Molecule: messenger RNA, 2280 nt
Organism: Mya arenaria
Lineage: Eukaryota; Metazoa; Mollusca; Bivalvia; Myida; Myidae
Product: zinc finger protein 808-like
Exons: 2
Coding region: 395-1996 (533 amino acids)
Source: RefSeq, a predicted model, not a curated record
AUCAUUCACGACAACAACUCCAGAUCUGACGGCUACAAAUGCAACAACAAUAACAACGAGUACAUCAUCAACAACGACAACAACACGAGACCUGUCGGCUACAAGAGCAACAACAAUUACAUCAAGUAUAUCAGUAACUUAACCAAUAACGUCAACAGCACCAGAUUUUACGGCUACAAUUACAAGAGAUAUCACAACGACGACAUCAACAGAUCUGACGGCUACAGUUGCAACAACCAUAAUAACGCCAUUAGCAUCAACUCCGAUGGCUUCACAUGCAGCAACAACACCAAAUUAACCUCAGUAGCAACACCGGAUUCUACGACUGCAUCGACAACAGACAAAAUAUUUCCUGAAGUCAACAAAUUGCAAAACUGUGCAUAGUCACUUCAAUAUGGAGGAGAAUGCAGCGGUUGAUUCGGAAAAGUGUUCAUCAUCCUCGGAACAAAGUGAAGAUUCAACAGCGGACAACGAUGCAGAAACAUUGCAGAAAUCUAAACAAUUCAAAUGCAAAAUGUGCUGUGCUCACCUGUCAUCAAAACUGACACUUAAAAGGCAUAUGGUUAUACACAGCGGAGAAAAGCCGUUUUCUUGCGAUACUUGUGGAAAGUCUUUCAAAUUUAUUUCGGAAUUAAAUGUACAUAUGAAAAGACAUUCUGGUUUAAAACCUUUCGCUUGUGAUGUAUGUGAUUUAAGAUUCACCUUUAGAUUUAUGUUGAUGGCACACAAAAGAAAGCACACCGGUGAAAAAUUGUUCAAAUGUGCUGAGUGUGAGGAAUCGUUCGCUGAUAGAAGAUCCCUUCAAUCUCAUAUGAACAAGCAUAAUGGACUUAAGCCAUUCAAAUGUGAAGUAUGUGAUAAAGAGUUCACGAUCAAGACAUAUUUGACAAGACAUCAAAAGACACAUGAUACAAACAUCAAGAAGCCAUACAAAUGCACAGAAUGUCCUGCUAGCUUUACCCAAAACAGCCUUCUGCAAGCACACCUGAUUAGACAUAAACGUACUUGGCCAUAUGAAUGCGAAAUAUGUGGAAGGGGUUUUAUGUGCAAUUCUAGCUUAAUGUCGCACAUUGUGGACAGACAUGAAAGUAAUAACAAGUAUAUUUGUUCACAUUGUCAAUGCGCGUUUGAAUCAGAAAAGAGGUUAAACUGUCAUGUUGCACAGAAGCAUUCAAAUAAGGUAGAUUGUGGCAUUUGUGGCUUGAACUUCACAAAGCACAAAGCAUAUGAAAAACAUAUGCGAAUCCAUUCAAUAUAUAGGCCAUACAAGUGCGGAGAAUGCUUUAAAACAUAUAAAACUAGGCUUGCGUUGAACCAACAUAUUUCAACCCAUUCAGUUAUUAAGCCAUAUAAGUGCAGAGAUUGCAUUGCAGCAUUCAAAACGAGGCAUCAAUUGGAAAAACAUUCAAUAGUUCAUAGUGAAUUAAGGAACUACAAAUGUAAUAUCUGUUUUAAAUCAUAUAAAACCAAUGGCGCACUGCAAACUCACAUUCUGGUGCAUAACAGUGAACAAAAACAUAAAUGUUUAGAAUGUGGAGCUCGUUGUGAAACCAAAUCAGGAUUGCGUGAACAUAGAAAGCGACAUCUAAGAAAUGGAAUUUGGCGUUUUAAGUGUCGUGUGUGUGAUACAACAUGCGAUAGCCAUUUAGCGUUAAGAAAACAUACACGCAUACAUACUGGGGAGAGACCAUUCCAGUGCGAGUCAUGUGACCAGUCAUUCCGAACCAAUUGUCAAUUGAUCAGCCACCGCGCUGUGCACCUUGACCUCAAGCCGUACAAAUGUUUGAUAUGUGACGAGACUUUUGUGCGAAGAAAUGGACUUGUAGCGCAUAGAGGAGUUCAUUUAGUCAACAGACCAUAUAGAUGCGAUCUUUGUAAUUAUACUUUCUCUCGCAAGUCAGCUAUCAAUCCUCAUAUACAAAGUCACCUUUAUGGUGAUAAGAAAAGCAAAUGUUACACGCAAAAAAUGUAUUCGAUGAGGAUGAAAAUGGUCUAGUUGUCAACGUGUCUACCAUGGCAACGUGAAUUCUGAUUUCUUCCAAGGAAGUAUACACGAACUUCAGUUUAAAGCAGUCAGUUUUUGUCACACUCGAGCUUAAAUAGAAAUAUUGGAUGUAUGAAGUAUUUUAAGCAGUUAAACGUGUUUUAUUGACUAGUAUGUCUAUUAUUAAUAUAUAUAUUUAUCAUAAAGAAACGCUUAUAAAUUAUGUAUACUAUCAAUACUUGAUGUCAAAACAUUGUUUUAUAUGUAUGAAAUAUCCAUAUGCUAUGACAUGAUUU